CAGCUGUGUAAUUUAUCCUGCGUCACAGUCAUUAAAACGGACAUUUCUGGACAGCAGUAUUCAAUAAUUAAAAAGGAGGCCAACGUCGUCAACAAUAACUCACUUGCAGAGGAGCCCUUUUGAGAAAAGCGCCAGCAUCUGCCACAACAUGCUCCACUACGAUCGCGACCAUCUUGUCAGUGAGCACUGGGUCUAAGCGGCUGACACGCGAGUUCUCGCGAGAUGUCCUCCCGUUAGUAUCACUUCAUGUGUUGACGUUCUGGUGGGUGAAGAUGGCGGCCCGCUGGAGCAGUGAGAAUGUGGUGGUGGAGUUUCGAGAUGCGCAGGCUACUGCAAUGUCAGUGGACUGUCUCGGCCAGCACGCUGUUCUCUCUGGGAGACGAUUCUUAUAUGUUGUAAAUUUGGAGGCGCCGUCUGAAGCCCCACGCAAAAUCAGCCGCCAGAGCAAAUGGGAUGUUGGGACAGUCCAGUGGAAUCCGCACAAAACCGAGGCCCAUUUAUUUGCAGCAUCUAGUAAUCAACGUGUCGACCUGUACGUUUGGCACGAUGGAUCCGGUGAACCGCAUACAUCUUUGCAAGGCCACACACGUGUUAUAAGUGAUUUGGACUGGUCAUGGUUUGAACCGGAGUUUCUUGUCACGAGUUCUGUCGACACAUACAUCUACAUAUGGGACACAAGGGACACUCGAAAGCCAACCGUGGCUCUGUCUGCCGUGGCUGGAGCCUCUCAGGUGAAGUGGAACAGACGGAAUCACUAUUGUUUGGCGUCAAGUCAUGAUGGUGAUGUCAGAAUCUGGGACAAGAGGAAACCCAACACUGCAGUGGAGUAUGUAGCCGCCCACCUGUCAAAGAUUCAUGGUCUGGACUGGCAUCCUGAUAACGAGUACAUCCUGGCUACUUCCAGUCAGGACAACUCUGUUCGGUUCUGGGACUACAGACAACCCCGGAAGUACCUUGAUAUCUUGUCAUGUCAGGUGCCUGUGUGGAAGGCCAGAUACACG
Messenger RNA from Sinocyclocheilus grahami, 1001 nucleotides. RefSeq names its product WD repeat-containing protein 59-like. Gene Ontology annotation, biological process: cellular response to amino acid starvation; positive regulation of TORC1 signaling. The transcript has 9 exons. Gene Ontology annotation, molecular function: signaling adaptor activity; protein binding. Gene Ontology annotation, cellular component: Seh1-associated complex; vacuolar membrane. The annotation marks the transcript as partial. NCBI's taxonomy places the organism in Eukaryota, Metazoa, Chordata, Actinopteri, Cypriniformes, Cyprinidae. The record is from RefSeq and is a predicted model, not a curated record.